AUGCAUCGUUUGGGGCGCGGGGAGACCCCAGCGGAACUGGAGGACAGAACAUCCAGUGGUUUGCAGAUGGCCAUGCCCCAGAAGACUCCACUAGCCCUUCCUCAGAGAGAAGGGGUCCAGGCAGCUGCUGUGAUGCCCACCCUGCCUAACCUGAAGAGUGGCUGCUUCGACCAUCCUCUGCACCAGGGGCUCCUCCACCCCACCCGGCGCCGCAGCGGUCCCACCUCAGCUUCAACUUCCAAGUUGUCAAAGAGGCCCAAAGUGCAUGCAGCUGGGGACAUGUUCCCCACUGAUUGGAGCCCACCACCCAUAGAGUUCCUGAACCUGGGGGUACCACAGGCCAUUAGGGGGGCCCCAGCACAGAAGAAGAUGGGCCCAGGGGGGCCUCAGGGCCUGAGGACAUGGGCUCACCAGCUGUCUGAGGAGUUAGACCAGGAGCCCCAGGACUCAGACCCCCGGGGGAGCCUGACCUCACUGGAGGAGCUGUUCUGGAACAUGGCAGGCCCAAGCCAGAGGGCUAUAGCUCCCAUGGUGGACAUCCACACCUCGUUCACCUCUGGGGCCUCAGAGAGCUAUGUCAAUAGCUUAGAUUACUUACUGCAGGAGAAGCGGAAACAGGCCCUGGAGCAGGAGCGAGAGAAGCUGCUUCUGCAUGCCUGUCCUGGCCUCCACUCCCCGGAUCUGGAUGAAGAUGAGGUGUCUCUCACACCUGAGCACAGGAUGCUGGUGGAGAGGUUCUCCAUGAAACUACAGGUCAUCCCACCAGUACAUCCCGGUGAGACUGUGUUUCUACCCAGGCGUCACCCCCUGCAUUGCAUCCUGGACUGUUCACACCUGAAGCCACGUAGCCAUCUGGAAGGGCUCUUCCUCAGCUGCCCGCUGGCCCAGCAGCUCUCCUUCCUGCGCAGCGGCCUCCUGAGCAACCUCUACCUGCACACCCCGGACUGCCCUGUGCCCCUGCUCCAGUGGCUCUUCCAGUUGCUGACAUGGCCUCCAGAAACUUCUUCAGGAGCCUUUGGUCUCCUGUGGGAUCUCAGUGUGGAUGGGCUCUUCCAUCAGUCUGAUGGAGACAAGCACUGGUGGUGCCCCUCCCUGCAAGAGGUCACGGAGGCGGUUCACAGCCUGGGAGCCUGCAGCCCUGCUCUGGGCCUGCGCGAGCCCUGUCAGCACAGCGGGAGUUUCCCAGGCACCCAGGUGGAUUUCUCCUUCUUCACCUUGGAGGAGCAGCACAAGUGCCAAGUAAAAGAAGAGCAGAGACUUUUCACUGGAGCAUGCAGGAACACAGCAUUUCCUUCAUCGGUGGUCAGAGUGUUUAAAAACAGCAGGAGCCUGAGCUGGAGUGAGCAGCAGGAUGCCCCCCCAGAGACUGCCUUGGAUGUGAGCCUGAGCUUCAUCUAUAAGUUCCUGACGCUGUGUGCCCUAGCCCAGCCAGGGGCCUACACCGAUGGGGACCUCCUGGGCCUGAUUGAGCUGCUGUGCCGAGUUGGCCUGGAUGUGGGGCUUCGCCUGCUGCCCAAGACUGAUCUUCAGCAGCUUUUGCUCCUGCUCCUUGAGAACAUCCACGAGUGGCCACGCAAGCUCCAGAAGCUGUGCUGCACCCUGAGCAAGGUGUCUGAUCACCACCACAACUUGCUGGCGCUCGUGCACUUCUUCCUGGACGUGACCUCCAGGAGCAGGCAGCUUCGAAGCCAACUCAGCCUCGUGGUCAUUGCUCGGAUGCUGGACCAACAAGAGACGCUCCCUCUCUGGCAAGAGAAGGCCCAGCUGUCUUUGCUCGGCCAGCUUCUGAGCUUCAUGAGGCCAUCAUCCCUCAGACAGUAUCUGGGCUCUGAGACCUUGCCACCCUGCCAGGAGCAACAGCCAAAGACCAGUGCUGAACUAGACCACAAGGUCUGCUACCUGUGCCACAGCCUUCUGACACUGGCCGGGGUGGUGGUCAGCUGCCAGGACAUUACUCCAGACCAAUGGGGAGAGCUGCAGCUGCUGUGCAUGCAGUUGGACCGCCACAUCAGCACCCAUAUCCGGGAGAGCCCCCAGGCCAUGCACUGGACCAGACUCAAGGACCUGGCAGCCCAGACCUACAUCCGCUGGCAGGAGCUCCUGGCCCACUGCCAACCCCAGGCCCAGUACUUCAGCCCCUGGAAAGACUAAAGGAUCAGGGCAGGGCUGGCCCCAGGCUCUUGGCUCUGGCAGGAAGCGAACAGGGAUCAGGGAACAGGAGGAAGCUAAGAACAGAGGCGAGAGGAGGACCAGUGUGAUGAAGCAAGAGCCUGCCUCCACAGGCCCCUGACCCCCACCAGGCAACGGAUAUGGCCUCUCCCUGCCUGGCCCCCCCCUCCUUCUCCUUCCCUCCCAGCCAUCUCCUCUGCCCCAAGGCCUUUGUCUCCACACUCCUGUUUCCCAGGGCCUCCUGGGCCCUCCCCACCCUCCUUCCUCUCUCCGGCGAAUGUGAGCUUUCUUUGUGCACACUAAAGUCUUAUUUCAG
Molecule: messenger RNA, 2485 nt
Organism: Hyaena hyaena (striped hyena)
Lineage: Eukaryota; Metazoa; Chordata; Mammalia; Carnivora; Hyaenidae
Gene: FAM178B
Product: family with sequence similarity 178 member B
Exons: 18
Coding region: 1-2151 (716 amino acids)
Source: RefSeq, a predicted model, not a curated record